AUGCCUCGCAAGCAGACUCAGUCACGAGGUCCGAAAGACCGGUCUACCCAAAAACCGGCACCCAAGCGAAAGAACGGACGGGCGCUGGACGCACUCUCUAUUGCUGAAGAGCAAGUUCCUACAAAACUGGGAGUCCGGCGCAACCGCUUGGGCCACUCUGAUGAUUGGUCCCAUCGCAAAAGACAUUCGGGCCGCGACGAAGACGACGAAGACGACGACGAAGAGGGUCCAACCCAUAAACGCCGCCGAACCGAGGGAUCUGACGGUGGAAGCGAUAGCGAGGGCCACGAGUGGAAGCUGGGACAAGUGGACAGCGACGAUGACAGCGAGCUGGACAGUGACGAGGCUCUGGGCGAGAGUGACGAGGAGAGGUUCGAGGGCUUCACUUUCCGCGGAAGCUCGUCCAACCAGUCCAAGCCUAACCCGAAGAGAACUGCUGCUGCAUCAAAGAAACGUCCCGAGAUCAGCUUGUCCGAAGACGUCGAAGAAUCCGAGGACGAAAAAUCUGGUGAGGAUGAAGAAGACGGUGACUUGGGAGAAGACGCCGUCGACCUCGCCACUGCUUGGGAUAUGAAUACAGCUGCAGAGGAGGAGGAAGCCAAGAGGGCGGCUGCAAAAACCAAAAAGGCCGCAGCAGGAGAUGAAAGUGAAGAGGACUCGGGGUCAGAGGGCGACAGUGAAGAAGAUCUCAGUGAUGACUCUGGUUUGUCUGUGUCGGACGAUGAUGCCGAUAGCUCCAAUACACAAGGGUUGUCGAAACUACAAGACUUUGUCAAAUCGAUGGAGACCAAAGGAACUUCGAAACGCCCGCAGAAGUCCCAAGAAGCAGACAAGCCUACGGAAUACGGAUUGACGUCUACUAACAAGUUGACUGUUGCUGAUCUACUGCCCUCGAUUACCGACUCUCGUCUCAAAAACUCGCUUAAACAUGUCGAUUCGGAUCCUCAGACAUCCAAGUCGGGAAUCCCGGGGAAGCUCGACGCUCCCCUGGCGAAACGACAGCAGGAUCGACUCGACCGGGCCGCUGCCUAUGAUAAGAGCAAAGAAACCCUCAAUCGGUGGCUUGAGACCGUCAAAGCCAAUCGCCGGGCCGAACACCUCAUGUUCCCUCUCCCCGAUCCUGACGCCCAACACUCCCAUCGCAUGGACAUUGCCAAGCCGCAAACGGACUUGGAAGGCACCAUUCAGAAUAUUCUUGUGGAGAGCGGACUAGCUGAAGCUGGGGGCAAUUCGGCCGAGAGCCAAGUUCAAGGCUUUGAAGAGCUAAAAUCUCGCCAGUUGCCUGUGGAAGAGAUCCAGGCCCGGCAAGCAGAACUACGGAAGCGACGUGACCUGCUCUUCCGGGAGGAAGUGCGCGCUAAACGGAUCAAGAAAAUCAAGAGCAAGUCAUAUCGCCGGGUUCAUCGCAAAGAACGCGAGAGGCUGGAGCAGCAAGAACGACAAGCACUUCUGGAGGCGGGUGUGGAUCUGGACGAAAACGAGAAGGAGAAGAACGAGCGACAGAGAGCUGAAGCUCGGAUGGGCUCCAAGCACCGGGAAAGUAAAUGGGCGAAGAGCUUGAAGCAAACGGGUCGAACUGCCUGGGAUGAAGACGCUCGCAAUAGUGCGGCCGAUCUCGCACAAAGAGAGGAAGAGCUACGAAAGAGAAUCGAAGGGAAGCGCGUGUCUCAUGGCGACGACGACUACUUGGGAUCUUCUAGCUCCGAAUCAGAGGAUGAAGAUCGUUGGCAGGAAGAUGGGUCUGAUAUGGAAAAGCGGAAAUUGCGUCGAAAACUGAGUGCUCUCGAGGCUGAUGUCGCCGAUGAGGACAUCAAGGGACCCCACUCGAAUCUCUUUGCCAUGAAGUUUAUGCAAAAUGCCGACGCCGCACGUAAGGAACAGAACGACGCGGAAAUCCGAAAACUGAACCGUGAGCUGCACGGGGAGGAAUCACAGUCAGAGGCCGAAUCUGAGGUCGGUCGACGAAAGUUUGGCCAAUCCGCGAAGCCUGGAACCAAGUCCAAGGCAAAGUCCUUGCCCAAGAAUGAAUUUGAGGAAGCUGCGGGCUCGGAUGAUGAGGCGCAAUCAGCGGAAGAUCAGGAUGUGGACAUUGUCGUCGACCGUCCCUCCAAGCAAAAGCCAGCGCCCUCGGCUGCAAAACCUGCUUCGCGAUCCUCAAACAAAGCUUCCACCAAGUCCAAUGACCACGUUGAAAACGAGAACCCAUGGCUGGUUCAAACAGAGCGAACCAACCGUCGCCGGGCAGGCCCCGACACCCAAGAGACUGUGGAUAUUUUGCUCGAUGACCAACCACAAAAGAAUGCCCGUGCCGAUGAUCGUGGCAAGAAGGGCAAGACUGCAAAGGCUGUCCCCGCCAAAUCACAUACUGUUGGCGAGAACGAUAGCGACGAUGAGGACAACGUGCUUGUUCUGCUUAAGAACCAUGACCUGGUGAAGAGGGCCUUUGCUGGCGAUGAGGUUGUGCAAGAUUUCGAACAAGAAAAGAUGGACACUGUUGAGGACGAGGGCGACAAAGUUGUCGACAACACGCUCCCCGGAUGGGGCAGUUGGGCUGGUGACGGGAUCAGCAAGAAGCAGCAGAAGAAACAGAAGCGAUUCCUGACCACCGAGCAGGGAGUGAAGCCCGAGCACCGGAAGGACGCCAAACUCUCGCGGGUCAUCAUCAAUGAAAAACGAGUCAAGAAGAACACCAAGUACAUGGCCAGCCAGCUUCCUCACCAGUUCGAAACGCGACAACAAUACGAGCGGUCGCUCCGCUUGCCACUGGGCCCCGAGUGGUCUACGAAAGAAACGUACCAGAGUGGAACCAAGCCUCGGGUUAUGGUCAAGCAGGGCAUCAUCAAGCCGAUGGAGAAGCCGGCAUUUCGUCUACAUGGCGUGCAACCCGUCACACAGAGCAACCCCAUCGAGUCUGGUGACGAUCCCAAUGGCACUGGAAUGCCCGUCAAGGCCGAACCGGCUGAUCUGAGCUGA
Penicillium alfredii is the source of this 2973-nucleotide messenger RNA. Its product is annotated as UTP14 family protein. The record is from RefSeq and is a predicted model, not a curated record. NCBI's taxonomy places the organism in Eukaryota, Fungi, Ascomycota, Eurotiomycetes, Eurotiales, Aspergillaceae. The coding region runs from base 1 to 2973 and encodes 990 amino acids. Gene Ontology annotation, biological process: rRNA processing. The transcript has 3 exons. Gene Ontology annotation, cellular component: nucleolus; small-subunit processome.